GUAAUCAUCUUGUUGGCUCACCCUUUCAUCACACCCCUGGUCCUGAAUCCCCUAACCUCGGUACUGGAGACGCCUGAGUCUGCAGCAGCGCACGAUCUGCGUUAUUUCCAGCCUAUAUCUGAAUGACGGGCGGAAGGUUUGACUUCGACGACGGUGGCACUUACUGCGGGGGGUGGGAGGAUGGCAAAGCUCACGGACACGGCAUCUGCACCGGACCCAAGGGCCAGGGCGAGUACGCCGGGUCCUGGUCGCACGGCUUUGAGAUAGUAGGGGUCUACACCUGGCCCAGUGGGAAUACCUACAAGGGCUACUGGUCCCAGGGUAAGCGGCAUGGGCUCGGUGUGGAGAAUAAAGGAAAAUGGAUCUACCGCGGAGAGUGGAGUCACGGUUUUAAGGGUCGGUACGGCGUCCGGCAAAGCCACAACACACCUGCUAGAUACGACGGUACCUGGAGCAACGGGCUGCAAGAUGGAUAUGGGAUCGAAACCUAUGGUGAUGGCGGUACCUAUCAAGGCCAGUGGAUGGGCGGGAUGCGGCAUGGAUAUGGCGUGCGCCAGAGUGUUCCCUAUGGCAUGGCCACCGUUAUCCGCUCUCCUCUCCGUACAUCUCUGGCCUCACUGCGCUCUGAGCAGAGCAACGGCACUGUGCUUCAGGACCUCUCCUCCACUGCAGACACACCAACAGGCAGCCGCGGGGGCUUCGUCCUCAAUUUCCACUCAGACAGUGAGGUCGUGACUGGCAAGAAAAAGGGCCUGUUCCGCCGGGGCUCACUCUUCGGCAGCCUCAGGCAGUUGCGCAAGUCUGACUCUCGGACCUCAAUCUCCAGCAAGCGCAGCUCUGCAAGAAGUGAUGCCGCCAUGAGCCGCAUCAGCUCCAGUGAUGCAAACUCUACCAUAUCCAUCGGUGACAUUGAGCUGCCAGAUGAGGACCCACCUCUGGAAGACCAUGUGGAUGCCACCACGACUGAGACCUACAUGGGCGAAUGGAAGAAUGACAAACGCAAUGGAUUUGGUGUUUCAGAGAGAUCCAAUGGAAUGAAGUAUGAGGGAGAAUGGCUUAACAACAAGCGCCAUGGUUACGGUUGCACAGUUUUCCCAGAUGGCACCAAAGAAGAAGGGAAGUACAAAAAUAACAUGCUGGUGCGUGGAAUAAGGAAGCAGUUGAUUCCUCUUAAGAACCCCAAAACCAAAGAGAAGGUGGAUCGGGCUGUGGAGGGGGCACAGAGAGCUGCAGCCAUUGCCAGGAGUAAAGUGGAAAUAGCAGCUUCCAGAACAGCCCAUGCCAGGACAAAAAGUGAGGCUGCAGACCAGGCCGCUGUCUCUUCUGUGCAUGACUCUGAAAUUGCUAGGGCGGUUGCGAGAGAGCUCUCCCCCAACUUCUAUCAACCAGGACCUGACUACAUAAAACAACAGUUAAAGGAGCCUGUGGAGAUUAAAGAGGUCCCUGUCGAAAAGAGGGACAGCUCCCCGAGGGAAUCUCCCCACUUUUACCGCAAAGGUACAACUCCUCCCCACUCCCCUGUGAUCAGUCCCGGAGCCACACCUCCCCCCUCUCCUCACUCCAGCAAGAAGAAAGGUAAUCUUGCCAAUAGCACUAGCCGCAAAACCAGCAAAGAGGAAAAACCUCCCCGCAAGACAAGCAAAGAAGAGAAGUCAAGUCAUAAGACCAGCAAGGAUGAGCGGUCUAGAAGAAAGCUUAGUAAAGAGGAGAGGCUGUCCGUCAAUGAUGGCCUCAAAAGUUCUCACGUGUAUGUCGAGGCUCCACCUAAACCUGCGAAACUUCAGCAGCCUGCCCCAGCCUCUGAUCCUUCUCCACAGCCUCCUGCAAUUCCAGUCAAUGGCCAGCUUCACACUGAGUACCACAGUUACUAUGUCAAGGCCCCUACAAGGAUCCCUCUACCCCCGGACCAUGAAGAGGAUAUAGAAGAAGAGCAUAGUGCCCUGGCCUUGGCACGUAUGCCCCCACAACCCCCUAAGUCCCUUAGUACCCCCACUCCUAAGACAGCCUCCAUAUGGGAGAGCAAGAGUGACCAGAAACUCAGGAAGCAGGAUUCCCUAAAGCCAAAGAGCCUCGCAGACACAAAGAAAGCCAGUAUGGAGAUUGCGGAAAGCACAGAAGAAACAGGGCCUAACUCGAUCCUUGUUGCUAUGGUAAUGCUGUUGAAUAUUGGCCUUGCAAUUAUAUUUGUCCAUUUUCUGACAUGAUGAUGCGGUUUCUCAGUGAAACCAUGGCAACUGCUACAGUUGCAUUGCCGGCCUUGAAAAAUGAAAAUGGCGCCAGUGAGACACAGGGGUGGCCAUAGCUGUUUGGGAAUCAGCGCGACACCGAAGAGAAUCAUGAGGAAGGCAUCACUAACACCAACCUGUCAUGGGCCUUCUUUAGGGCCAGCCCCGUGAAGUAGCAGUCCUUUGGCUUCUCAAAAAGCUGAGGUGAAGUGUCGUGUCUAGUGAGAUAAAAGAAAAAAAAAAUUUUAAAAAUGCAACCAAACAUACACAGUCUGAAAAAAAGUAAUAGAAGCCCACACGUGUGCUGAUCCAAGCACUGGUCUCUGUAGCCCACUCCCAUUGCCUUGGCAGAGAUGGCGGUGGGGUGAUGGACCUUGCUUGAAGUGUACGGAGAUGUACUUUUAGAUGAUGGGAGCAAACAGCUGCCUUUCUAUUUUGUCAUCUGACGUUUUGAUGGGGAGAUGUGAGCCCGGGGGGGGGGCACCGCAGUGGGAGUGUGCUUGGGUGUUCGGACCGUUUUCUGGCCUUAACACCACUCUUGCAACAGGAAACUGGGCACUGCCGUUGCCAGCAGUCAGUGCUGGCACGGUCACUAGCCAGUCUUACUCGGUUAACCCAGUCAUCACUACAGCUUUCUCAAGCUCCGUCCAUUGUUACCCAGGAUACACUGCUUUGAAACACUCCCCAUGCAUGGUACAGUUUUAACGUUUUUAUUUGUUUUCUGUUCUAUUGUAGCUUUUUUUGUUCAUUGUUCUCUCAAUGUUGGUUAUCUGCAGGCAUACGUAUGUAGUUUAAAAGGAAAAAAUGAGUAAAUAAAUUUCCUUCCCUUUUGUUUUUUAAAUUUAAUCAUUUCUAACAACUUAGUUGUAAUUUGACAAUACACAUUCAUGUUACUGAAAGUGCAAUGUUUUUAUUUUUUCAAAAGAAAGCUCAUAGUAUAUUAUGCCAAGAAAGGGGUUUGUUCUAUUAUAAAAAUCCUAUGUUCCAUUUAUUUAGUCAAUUACUCUCACAAUUUAAAUGCUUGACUGGAGAGAGUGUUGAUGAUUGUGUUUAGAAAGGAGGAGACUGAAGUAGCAAAUGUCUUAUUAAAUCAGAAGGAAAAAUAUUUCAUGCCUAGACCAUUUUUGCUUGAAUUCCUUAAUUCUAUUUUCUUUCAUUGUUUUAAUAUACCACUAAGAUGCAAAGAUGUAGUUCACACAGCUGCUUCUGUAGGCCCAGCAGUGCUUGCAUGCUUAUGAGACUGGAUCGGGACAGUCUUGUGGAUGGUGAAAGUUGAAUUUAUUCAGGUUGAGGCCGUGGGGAAUGUGGCACCAGGGAGAAGGGGAGAUGCCUUUAGAAGUCUUUAACAGAACUACUGUUUACCUCAGAAAAAGAUGAGGACGGGCGGGGGGGCAAGCCAUCCUUGUCUUAACUUUGUUGUGUAGGGGAUACUGACUGUUGUCAUCACCUGAAUCAUGCUUUUAACUUGCCUCGUCGUAGCUGUUUGUAGUCUUUAUUGCAAGUAUGGCAUGAUUUUCUUUGAUUUUAAAAGUGGUUAUUUAUGUUUGACAUUACUGUCAUCACUACAAAGAUUAUUUAUUCAUUGUACAACUGAUGUGUUUGUGAACAUUGGUCAUCAUAAAAAGGGCUCAUGAUAUGGCUAUGGGUUUCUCUGCUGCAGUUCAGUUUUAAAGAUCAACUUGACUACAAUAGACUCCUACAUUCUGUUACAAAAUAAGCAGCUUUAGCCAGUUAAUGUUUGCAAACUGUCCAUACAACUACUAGAAAACCAACUACUGAAACCUAUACAAUAAAAGUAGACCAAUAAAAUAAAUUACUGAACAAAAAAAAUUUCACCCUUUCUUUGCCCUCUUUUCUUUUUCAUUUGUUUGAUUUCCCUGUCUUCACACAUGCAUGGUGAAUACUGGGGUUUCAGAGGGUUUAAAAGAACAGCCUGUUUAUGGGAUUUUUUUUUUGGAAAUGCAACAUUGCAUGUUGGAGACAUUUAUAUAGAGAUUAUUAUAUACUAUUUGUAAGGAUUUUUACAGAGCACAAUCCAGAAUCUGGUAUGAGUUGGUAUUUUUCUAACAAUUUGCACACCUGUAUUUUGACAAUGAAUAUAACUUGUUUGUAAUUGGUAAUGUAAUGCACAUAUGAUGUUUGACAGUGGACAAAAUACUUUAUUUCUAAUUGGUUGAACUGUAUGUACCAUUUGGGGAUGUGAAAGGCAGAUGUACUUGUUUAUUUUAGGAAAUAAGGAGGAACUAUGGGAGACUUUUGAUAUCUCAAGGUUCAUGUUACCCCACUGAUUUGUGCUAAGUCAUUGGAGAUGAAGUUAUGUGUAUAACA
Molecule: messenger RNA, 4553 nt
Organism: Xiphias gladius (swordfish)
Lineage: Eukaryota; Metazoa; Chordata; Actinopteri; Istiophoriformes; Xiphiidae
Gene: jph1a
Product: junctophilin 1a
Exons: 6
Coding region: 123-2204 (693 amino acids)
Cellular component (GO): endoplasmic reticulum membrane; sarcoplasmic reticulum; plasma membrane
Source: RefSeq, a predicted model, not a curated record